This is a messenger RNA of Pteronotus mesoamericanus, 4800 nucleotides long. It is a transcript of the gene RTCB, whose product is annotated as RNA 2',3'-cyclic phosphate and 5'-OH ligase. The coding region runs from base 83 to 1600 and encodes 505 amino acids. Lineage: Eukaryota; Metazoa; Chordata; Mammalia; Chiroptera; Mormoopidae. Gene Ontology annotation, molecular function: RNA ligase (ATP) activity. The record is from RefSeq and is a predicted model, not a curated record. Gene Ontology annotation, cellular component: nucleus; tRNA-splicing ligase complex. The transcript has 12 exons. Gene Ontology annotation, biological process: tRNA splicing, via endonucleolytic cleavage and ligation.
CGGAAGGUGGCGCUUCAGGCAACGGGACAACGCGGCGUUUCUCUUCAAAGCGGAGCCGGGAGUUGAUUCCGUGGUCGCCACGAUGAGUCGCAGCUACAAUGAUGAGCUGCAGUUCUUGGAAAAGAUCAAUAAAAACUGCUGGAGAAUCAAGAAAGGCUUCGUACCCAACAUGCAGGUUGAAGGAGUUUUCUAUGUGAACGAUGCUCUGGAAAAAUUAAUGUUUGAGGAAUUAAGGAAUGCCUGUCGAGGUGGGGGUGUUGGUGGCUUCCUGCCUGCCAUGAAACAAAUCGGCAAUGUGGCCGCCCUGCCUGGGAUUGUUCAUCGAUCUAUCGGACUUCCCGAUGUGCAUUCGGGUUAUGGGUUUGCAAUUGGGAACAUGGCAGCCUUUGAUAUGAGUGACCCGGAAGCAGUGGUGUCCCCAGGUGGCGUCGGAUUUGACAUCAACUGCGGUGUUCGCUUGCUAAGAACCAAUUUAGAUGAAAGCGAUGUCCAGCCUGUGAAGGAGCAACUUGCCCAAGCCAUGUUUGACCACAUUCCUGUCGGGGUGGGAUCAAAAGGUGUCAUCCCCAUGAAUGCCAAAGACUUGGAAGAGGCCUUGGAGAUGGGUGUGGACUGGUCGCUGAGAGAAGGCUAUGCCUGGGCUGAAGACAAGGAGCACUGUGAGGAGUACGGAAGAAUGCUGCAGGCUGACCCCAACAAGGUCUCCGCGAGGGCCAAAAAAAGGGGCCUUCCUCAGUUGGGGACCCUGGGAGCAGGUAACCACUAUGCAGAAAUCCAGGUUGUGGAUGAGAUUUUCAAUGAGUAUGCUGCUAAGAAGAUGGGUAUCGACCAUAAAGGACAGGUGUGCGUGAUGAUCCACAGUGGAAGCCGAGGCUUGGGCCACCAAGUAGCCACAGAUGCCCUGGUUGCUAUGGAAAAAGCCAUGAAGAGAGACAAGAUCAUAGUCAAUGACCGUCAGCUGGCUUGUGCUCGAAUCUCAUCCGCAGAGGGCCAGGACUACCUGAAGGGAAUGGCGGCAGCAGGGAACUAUGCCUGGGUCAACCGCUCUUCCAUGACCUUCCUGACCCGUCAGGCUUUUGCCAAGGUCUUCAACACAACCCCUGAUGACUUGGACCUACACGUCAUCUACGAUGUUUCUCACAACAUCGCCAAAGUGGAACAGCAUGUGGUGGACGGGAAGGAACGGACCCUGUUAGUACACAGAAAGGGGUCCACCCGAGCUUUCCCUCCACACCACCCCCUCAUUGCUGUUGAUUACCAGCUCACUGGACAACCAGUACUCAUUGGUGGCACCAUGGGAACCUGUAGUUACGUUCUUACUGGCACCGAACAGGGCAUGACUGAGACCUUUGGAACGACCUGUCAUGGAGCGGGCCGUGCAUUGUCCCGAGCCAAAUCUCGACGUAAUUUGGAUUUCCAGGAUGUCUUAGACAAGUUGGCAGAUAUGGGAAUUGCAAUUCGUGUUGCCUCACCCAAACUGGUUAUGGAAGAGGCUCCUGAGUCCUAUAAGAAUGUGACAGAUGUGGUGAACACCUGCCAUGAUGCUGGGAUCAGCAAGAAGGCCAUUAAACUGAGACCGAUUGCUGUUAUCAAGGGGUAGAACCCUGGCUGUGGCCACCUGACUCCAGAGACCCUUACUGCAGUGGAAGUGGACUGAAACGCUCUUCAGACAUCGAACUCAGAGGCCUGACGGGUUCCCAAGUGCGCGGCUGUCACUGCCCGAUGCCUGAUGGCUGACGGGGAGGCUGCUGCGUCAGGAGCCAGCGCUGUAAAAUUACCUUCCGGGAGGAGUCACGUAGCCCCCGCUGGGAAAGGGGUGUACGUGCUUCCUCCUGGGUUAUCCCAAGAUUUUUAGAGAAAUCUAUUAGCAGGUGGGGAUGGUUCAAGAAACUGCCUUAACCUGGUCUCACAAGUCUUUAGUCAUCAGAAUGAACUUCUUUCCACCAAGCUCUCUACAUCCUGAGGGGUGUCAUGAAGAGCAUUCUAUUAAAUGAGGCUUUAGAAUGUCUCCUUUCUGCCCUUCUUUUGUUACUUUGUCCAUUCAUCCACCCUACAUCCCCUUCCCCUGCACUGAGCAAAACACGAAAUACCAUUCUUACUUGGAAAGUACCUGUAGGGUCGUGUCAGGAUAUUAGAUGAUUGGAUAAUGGGACACAUUGAGGAGAGACUGUGUGUGGCAGUGUAGGAAUGGGGACCCAAAAGGAAAAAUAAUUUUCCAAGACUUGCUACCUUUCUCAUUCCAAAUAUAAGGCAGAGUUUUGACUUAACCUGCUAAAUGAUAUGAGCUGGUAUCUGUCAUUAAUUAGAGCUGGACUGGCAGGCUUUUCUUGAAUAAUAACUUGCACAACAGCAGCAGAGAACCCUCACAUAAUGCUGAUUAUCUUUACAUGGGUGAUCGGAUUAUCAUAGAAACAGGAAAUGACCGUAUCUGUGACGUUAAGCAUUGCUCUAUGUUGACAGGUUGACUAGUCCUGUGCCACCUAAUUAGAUUUCAUGUCAAUGUACUGUGACACCUCGAAGAUGUUAAAGUCAUAGGUUACUAAGGACUCUGUUGAGUCCAAAUAGCCGAAUAGAAAAAUGUAAUAAAGUUGCAAUAUGUUGUUUACAUUUUGUGCUUAAUAUUUUAUAGCUUAGGACAAUUAGUAUUUGUACUUGAGUCACUUUGGACACUGUUGCUAUUUUCUGAUUUUCUCCCAGGGUGCUUUCUGAGAUUCACCCUAAAAAAUACUUACAAUUUAUCCCUCAACUUAAAAUAAGAUCCUCCUUUGGAAUAUCUUCUAGGUGCUAUUUGGAAGGCUAGAGAAAAGCAGACUUCCUCUGAAAAACGUAUGAUACAAAGUAAUAUAGCAUGUCUGUACUCUGAGCACUCUAACAUACUUUUGGUGGUAGGCCUUGAAGUUAUCAAUGAAUAAAAAUCCAUUAGGGCCCUGGCCAGGUAGCUGAGUUGGUCAGAACGUCAUCCUGACAUGGCAUGGUGGUUUGUUCGGUCCCUGGUCAGGGCCCACAUAACCAAUGAGUGCAUAAAUAAGUGGGACAACAAAUUGAUGUUUCUUUCUCUCCUACUCCCUCUCCCUUUUUCUCUCUAAAAGCAAUAAAUAGAUAAUUUAAAUAAAUUAGGAAUCUUAAUAAUUACAGGCUACUUACGCCUUUAGAUUGGACCAGUGACUGUUGUACACAGAUGACUUAGAGAUACAAGUUACCAGUGAAUGCUGGAGGGCAUAUAAGGCUGAGAAACAGGCUUCUGGCAGGUGCUAGAUUCUGUCUGUGGAGAGUGGGCCACACCCCAAUGUUGCCUCACCUUUAACUGGGCUUGCCUAAUGACACGUCAUUAGAGAUUAAUUCAAAGCAAGGUUUCCUCUUCUAACGAAGUGACGUCAGUGCAAGGAGUGCUGCAGAUCAACUUGGGUAGAUGGGUUGAGUUUUAUUAUAUGCUUUAAAAGUUACCCUUCAGGGACGUGAGGGGAGCAGAUGAAGUGGAGAAGUGAAGAGAGAGAGUCAUUUAUGCAAUGGUGUUUCUGCUUCGUAGGCUUUCCCUUUCAAAAUAGGCAGCAUUUCCAGUGAAGUUGGCCCUGUUAAUGACCACAGGAAGUAAUGGUUAAUAGUUCAAGUUCAAAAAGAAAGCUACAUUGUUUUUCUUGCUCUAAACAUGUUACUUUCCCAUUUGAGGCAAAAAGACACUUUUAAAACAAAUGUUCAGAUGAAGCUGAAGUCCCCAGCUGUUUUUAUUGCCUGCAGUAAAAAUGCCCCAUGCCUGUGCAUGUGCGCAUAGCUAGGAACGCCCUUUGAUAAGGCCCUGUCUCCUUCAGGCACAAAGAUGAGUCCUAGUAUUGUGCGCCUCUUGGUCUCUCUAUAGGCCUCUAAAGUCAGUUUGUCAUUAAUAUCCUCAAAAGCACCGACAUUUGUGCCCUGAUGAUAGGCAUGCCUGUUGUCAGCAUACGGUUAGGGAGACCAAGACACAAAAUAAGAACACUGAUUUUCUAAUUGUGUAAACAUUUUCUGGAGCAAGAAGGACGUGAAGGUUUAAAUAAAUAAAAUCUUGCAGAUUUUAAGACUCCUACUUUGAUCUUUGUAUAUGACCUUUGAAAACUUCCGCACAGGAUGACUAAACAUGUUUUUUAGCUUUUCUUAUUUUCUCUGCCUAACACUUCAUUCUUUCUAUAUGUUCAUUAAUUGGGUUUUUUCCUGUUUCCAAAAAUGGCUCGUCAGUACCAUCGAUAUUGCAGAAACGUUUACAACUCACACAGCCCAUUUUGUCCUUAUUUCUUACGAAUGUCCUUAUUUUUGCACCUGCUACAAUGCUUAAAUAUAGAGGAUUUUCAUGUUGUCCAAAGAGCAUGAUUUGUGCCCAUCCUGAUCUGUUGAGUAUGCCAAGUCGAGCUAGAUUCUGAUUUUAAAAGCUCUUGUUCCCUGACCAGGUGGCUCAGUUGGUUACAGCGUCAUCCCCAUAUGCCAAGGUUGCAUGGGUUUGAUCCCGGGUUGGGCACAUACAAGAAUCAACCAAUGAACGCGUAAAUAAGUGGAACAACAAAUAUCUCUUCCCCCGCUUUCUCCGCACCCGCCUUCCCUCUCUCCUCCCGCUUCCUCCCUUGCUCUCUCCCUCCCUCUCUCUCAAAUCAAUCAAUAAACAUUUUUUAGCCCUGGCUGUUGUGGCUCAGUGGCUUGAGUGCCAGCCUGCACACAGAAGGGUCGCUGGUUUGAUUCCCAGUCAAGACACAUGCCUCGGUUGCGGGCCAGGUCCCCAGAAGGGGGCAUGGGAGAGGGAACCACAUGUUGGUGUUUCUCCCUCUCUUUUGCCCUCCC